AUGGCGCCUCGUUUCGCAAGAAUUAUGCUAGCCAUUUCUUCUUUCCACUCCUUUACGUCCGCAUUCCCUAGCCAAGGCAGCUUCAUCGGCAUAACAGCAUGCUCCACGAACUUCUCCCGGAAUAUGACUGAGAUGACACUCCCGCAGUGUUACUCUCUAUGCGGCACGGGCUGGGCGUCGUACGACAAGUGGGACGCCCUUACUAGCAUCUUGACCUGGGUGGUACCUCUCUUCGUACUAGUCGGCAACAUGCACUUCUCGCACUUCGACGUCGCCGUCUACAAGAAAAUCCCAGAUCAGCGAUGGUGGUAUGCGGCUCGGCGAAUUGUGGUGAACGGAGGCCGCAGUCUACUCUUCAACUACGCGUUUGUCAUACUACACCUCCUCGCCGAUCCAAUCGAUACGAUAUGGAGUCUGCUAGAUAAACUAGCGUUCGCGAAGAAAACAAGGGCAUAUAUCCAUGAACAGAUCAGUCAUCCGUCGCACCCUCCAGUCCCAAUGGCCACCGCCAAAGGCAACAUCACCAUAACCCUCCGCGGCCUAUCAACUCAACUCAGCGCCCCACCGCUCACCCCCCACGCCCUCAAAAACCUCCAAAUCGUCCUCUUCGCCCUCGACGACUUCUCCCCCUCCCCCUCCAUCCUAACCCUCCUCCACCUCCUCCACCACCCCGCCCUCCCCCCUCACCGCCGCGAGAAGCUCCUCGAAACCCUCGCCCACACCGCAACCCUCCUAACCCAUACCCGCAUCAAAAGCGCCCGCCGCGCCGCCCUCGCCGUCACCGCCUACGCCUACCCCCUCUUCACCUCCGUCGCCAGCGGCGCCGCUGCUUCCAGCACCCCAACGCACUUCCCGCACACCAUCGCCCUACGCGAGCUGUACUACUGGCUCAUCCCCACCAUCGCGCUCAGCAGCGCCGCGGGCGCGUGGCCGACGGAAAAGACAGCAGGCGUGGCGUUGCAGCCGCUAGUGCGCGAGGUCAACCUGGUGACGAGGGAGGUGGAGCUGAAAGGGGAGGAGAUGGCGCUGGGGACGCCGCGGCCGUGGAAUGGGGCCGUGUAUACGUGGCGGCCGCGUAAGCGGGUGAGGUGCUGGGAGGACGUUGGGAUGCUGGGGAGCGCGUUUGCGGUUGUGGCGGGCGCGUGGGGGUUUAGUUUUGUGAUGAGUGUGGUUACGCCGACGCGAGGGUUGGGGUGUAGGGCCGUGACUGAGGUUGGGUAUUUUGCGGCGUGGUGUGUGAACUUUUUGAUGACGCAGGGGGUGUGUUUGUGGUGGGGUAGGGGAGGGAGAGGCGGUGGGAGGUGGGGAGAGGGAGGGGAGGAGAAAGAUGGGAGAGCGCGGGGGUUGUUUGUGGUGGUGUUGGUUAAGGAUGCGGUUUUUGCGGUGCCGAUGACGCUGAUUUUGUUUUUAGCGUUUAAAGGUUGGUGGAAUAGUUGCGAUUGUUGGUCUGCGAGGUGGAGUCUUGGCUUUGCGAAUGCGCGUGUUCCGCUGGGGUUGGCUGCGUGGGAGAAACAGCAUGAUUAUCUUUACUACGCGCUCAUCGGGGGUGCGUUGGGCUUUCAGGUGCUCGCGGCAGUGUGCAUGGUGGGGUGGAACAGGGGGGUGCUGAGGUUGAUUUAUGGGGAGGCGGAGAAGGCGAAUGAAAUAAGGGUACCAAAGGGAAAGGAAUGAUAAUUCAAUCUGUCUUGUUAUGGCGUAUCGAUAUAUGUUUCUAUUACGACACUCUCUAGACACUGCUGUAGUCUCCUUCUAAGGCGAAAUUUGCUACACGCAAUAUUUGAUUAGAAUGGUGAGAAUUACGAAGAUUUGGACACAGUAUGGUCGAGGACAUCAAAUACCCGAUCAGGUCACGCGGUUCUCGCAUCCUGAUUGGCAGACGCCGACUCCAUGCGAUUUCCCCCACCAUACCCUCUUUCGCAGCAUCAUACUCCACAUUGACAUAUCCAAUAACAACAUAAAACUGCCAGC
Molecule: messenger RNA, 1968 nt
Organism: Mytilinidion resinicola
Lineage: Eukaryota; Fungi; Ascomycota; Dothideomycetes; Mytilinidiales; Mytilinidiaceae
Exons: 3
Coding region: 1-1671 (556 amino acids)
Source: RefSeq, a predicted model, not a curated record